Molecule: messenger RNA, 1062 nt
Organism: Aspergillus tanneri
Lineage: Eukaryota; Fungi; Ascomycota; Eurotiomycetes; Eurotiales; Aspergillaceae
Product: zinc-dependent alcohol dehydrogenase family protein
Exons: 3
Coding region: 1-1062 (353 amino acids)
Molecular function (GO): oxidoreductase activity
Source: RefSeq, a predicted model, not a curated record
AUGGCAACCAUUCAGCAAUGGACUUCCACCCUCACGGGACUGGACUCGUUCAAAUUGUCAGAGGCCCCUGCGCCUAUACCCGGGAACGGCGAGGUUCUUGUUGAAGUACACGCAGUGUCAUUGAAUUUCCGCGAUGUGGAGGUAUGCAGCGGCGAAUACAACCACCACAAAUCCGUCAACCAAACCCACUCCGUCGUCCCGUGUUCCGACAUGUGCGGGGUCAUCUCCCAGAUCGGCGAGGGCGUCACGACCUGGAAAGUCGGUGAUCGCGUACUGUCCACCUUCCUUCCCGAUCAUCAGACCGGUCAGGUCACGGAGAAGGAGCUGUCUCGCAGCCUGGGUCUACCAUUGUCUGGUGUCUUGACGACGCAUCGAGUGUUUCCCGCGUCGGCGCUGGUCCGCGCGCCUGGCUACCUGAGCGAUGAGGAAGCGAGUACGCUUCCCAUUGCGAGCGUGACGGCUUGGAUGUCCAUCAAUGGUAUGAGACCUAUGGGUCAGAAUGGAGGAGAGGGGGAAUUUAUCCUGGUGCUGGGGACUGGGGGCGUUGCGAUAGCUGGGUUGCAGAUUGGGAAGGCAUCGGGGGCUAAGGUGAUCAUUACCUCCUCCUCUGAUGAGAAACUGGAACAGGCCACGGCCCUCGGCGCAGAUUACACCAUUAACUACCGCACCCAGCCAAACUGGGAAGAUGAAGUGACACGGGUGACGGACAAGCACGGCGUAGAUAUUAUUCUUGAAACAGGAGGCGCGCAAACCCUUAGGAAGAGUCUCGACUGCAUCGCGUUCGGCGGCCUAAUCAAUUGUAUCGGCUAUGUCUCUGGCAAAGUGGAUGCGUCGGAUGACCGGACGAAUCUCAAUUUACUUACGCUGCGAAGGAAUGUCACACUCAAGGGGAUUAUCAACGGGCCCAAGGACCGAUUCGAGGAGGUAGUGGCGUUUUAUGAGAAGCAUCAGAUCCGGCCGGUGGUGAAUCGGUUAUUCUCAUUCGCAGAGGCAGAUCAGGCGUUCAAAUUCCUUGCGAGUGGGAAUCAUUUUGGAAAGGUUGUUAUUAAAGUAGGACAGUAG